AUGGUCAUGCUCUCUGUCCAGAACCUUGUGCUCGUCUACACAACUAUGCUCUCCUCGCUCGCUGGUUUCUGCAUCUACGAUCCGCGCAUCAUCCUCAAACAAGGCACAGUCCAGCUCAUUGCCGAUGCCAUGCAAAUUCCGCACUAUCCCUACCCACCGGAAUCACUCAGCAUUGCAGGCCUUCUCCUCUUCUUUCAAGCAUGGAUCUACCUCACCAUCUAUGUACGCAACGACAUCGGCUUACUAGCUGCACUCACACCGCUACGCUUUCUUUUCAGCUUUGCUCUGUGUGGAUGGAGUUACUUGACCAGCAACCUUGCAGUGGGCAAUGCACUCGUCUUUUCCGCUGCGUUUGGAGAUUUGAUCUUUCAAUUUUGGUUGUAUGCCACAUUACGUGAAGCGACAGCCAAUGGUUCUGGCGCUACACCGGUUGCAUAA
Messenger RNA from Protomyces lactucae-debilis, 438 nucleotides. Its product is annotated as increased loss of mitochondrial DNA protein 1. Bases 1 to 438 code for a protein of 145 amino acids. The transcript has a single exon. The record is from RefSeq and is a predicted model, not a curated record. NCBI's taxonomy places the organism in Eukaryota, Fungi, Ascomycota, Taphrinomycetes, Taphrinales, Protomycetaceae.